AUGAAUGCAGGAGCCCGGCUCGAGGUCACUUCCAAUCAGGAUCGUGUCCAGGACCAGCCCAGCGUUUGCGGGACGGUGGGGGAGGGCUCCUGCAAGUGCAAAGAGUGCAAAUGCACCUCCUGCAAGAAGAGCUGCUGCUCCUGCUGCCCGGUGGGCUGUGCCAAGUGUGCCCAGGGCUGUGUGUGCAAAGGAGCAACUGAGAAGUGCAGCUGCUGUGCCUGAUGUGGGGGUGCCCUGCUCACACGUGUAAAUAGUGAUUUGUAUGUCUCAAGUUCGGUUUUUCACUCAACCCUUACCUGUUUCCCACUGCCUUUUUUGUAUGAAGUUAAUGCAUGGUAAUAAAUAUCAUUGACUUGA
Molecule: messenger RNA, 357 nt
Organism: Dipodomys ordii (Ord's kangaroo rat)
Lineage: Eukaryota; Metazoa; Chordata; Mammalia; Rodentia; Heteromyidae
Product: metallothionein-1E-like
Exons: 3
Coding region: 1-222 (73 amino acids)
Molecular function (GO): metal ion binding
Source: RefSeq, a predicted model, not a curated record